Macadamia integrifolia is the source of this 1791-nucleotide messenger RNA. Its product is annotated as pentatricopeptide repeat-containing protein At1g08070, chloroplastic-like. The record is from RefSeq and is a predicted model, not a curated record. NCBI's taxonomy places the organism in Eukaryota, Viridiplantae, Streptophyta, Magnoliopsida, Proteales, Proteaceae. Gene Ontology annotation, biological process: RNA modification. Gene Ontology annotation, molecular function: RNA binding; protein binding. The coding region runs from base 1 to 1791 and encodes 596 amino acids. The transcript has a single exon.
AUGCUGAAGCUUAAGCUCUACAAUACGAAGGCCAAGCGCGCUCUCUUCCUAGUUGAUAUCCCUUGGUUCUUUAUUGCCACUCGCUCACAUCGAUAUUCAAGAAUUUCUUCUUCUAUAGAAGCACAGAAUCAUCACCGUAAUAAUCAAUCCUCUGGCUUCUAUCCAUCUUCAAGUAUUCCUUUCUCAUUAGACUUGCAGAAUCCCCGGGCUUCUCAUGCUUUCAUCUUAAAAAAUGGGCUUGAAUCUGACUCCAGGUUGGCCAUUGAUCUUCUUCUUGCCUACUUCGUUAAUGGGCAACCUUCCAUUUCCCAAUCCAUUUUUGCUGUGCUCUUUGAAGCCAAUAUCUAUUCCCUGAAUUCAAGUCUUAGAGAACUUUUUAGUGAUGGAUUCUUUGAGCAAAUCCUCAAUCUGUACUGGGUUCUUCGGCUAUCCAAUGGAAGAGCAGACAAUUUUACUUUCCCUUAUGUACUCAAGGCCUGUGCCACUCUUGCUGCCUUCGAAGAAGGCUUCUUGAUCCAUUCACAGAUCCUCAAAUAUGGAUUCAUUGGGAAUAUUUUUGUCGCCAAUUCUCUCAUAGAUAUGUAUUCAAAAUUUGGGUUUCUGCAAUCUGCCCGUGAAAUUUUUGAUGAAAUGCCUGAACGAAAUUUGGUUUCCUGGAAUUGCAUCAUUUCUGGGUACGGAUUGAAUGGUUUCCCAGAUACUGCAUUGGAAUUAUGUAGUUCACUGAAAGUGGAAGGUUUGAAAUUAGACAAAGUGGGUUUGAAGAUUGUUCUUCCCGCCUGUGGUCAAUUGGGUGCAAGUCGUCUUGGAAAAUCUGUCCAUGGCCAUGUUAUUGUUUCAGGUUCGUCUUCUGACACGGUAUUAGCUACCGCCAUUAUGGAUAUGUAUGCGAAAUGUGGCAAUCUUGGUGUUGCUGAGAGACUCUUCAACGAGAUUACUUGUAAAGAUGUGAUAGCUUGGAAUGCCUUGAUCAGUGGGUAUUCCCAAAGAGGGGAACUGGAAAUGGUACUCAAGUUCUUCCAUAAGAUGCAGGUUGAGGGUGUGGGAGUUACUGUUGUUACUGUACUGAUUACUCUCCAAGCUUGUGGUGAUCUUGCAAGCCUAAUCACAGGGGAGAUCAUCCAUGGUUACAUCACAAGGAUUGGACUUGUUUCAGAUACAUCUGUAGAGGCGCUUCUGAUAAACAUGUAUUCAAAAUGUGGAAAGCUGAAUUUGGCUCACCAAGUGUUCAGAUGGAUAUCAAAAGAAGAUGUGAACUCAUGGAGUGCCAUUAUUCGUGGGCUCGGGAUGCAUGGAUAUGGAGAAGCUACUAUAAUGGGUUUCUUCAAGAUGUUGAAGAAAGGCAUAGAUCCUGAUGGUUUAUGUUUCCUUAUUGUUUUAUCUGCUUGCAGUCACACUGGAAUGGUCAAAGAAGGGUUCAUACUUUUUGAUUAUAUGGUUACACAAUUCCGGGUCCAACCUAAACUAGAGCACUAUGUCACUAUGGUCGAUCUUAUGGGACGAGCAGGAUUAGUCAGUGAAGCAUUCGAAUUUAUUUCUUCGAUGCCAUUAAAACCGGAUAUAAGCAUCUGGGGAGCAUUCUUGGGUGCUUGUAGGAUUCAUGAUGAUUUCAACAUGGCAAAAUUGUCUAUGGAUCAAGUGCUAAGGGCAGACACGAGAACUCCAGGUUAUUACAAUCUCAUAAUGAGUAUUUACGCAAGCAGGGGAGCCUGGGAAGAAGUUUUUAAGAUCAGAAGUUUGAUGGAACAGAGUGGGGUGCACAAGGUUUCAGGACACAGUAGGUGCUUGUAG